Molecule: messenger RNA, 3066 nt
Organism: Trypanosoma conorhini
Lineage: Eukaryota; Euglenozoa; Kinetoplastea; Trypanosomatida; Trypanosomatidae
Product: pitrilysin-like metalloprotease
Exons: 1
Coding region: 1-3066 (1021 amino acids)
Biological process (GO): protein processing
Molecular function (GO): metal ion binding; metalloendopeptidase activity
Source: RefSeq, a predicted model, not a curated record
AUGCUUCGCCGCAGCAUCCUACGGUGUUGUGCGGCGACGGCCGCGGCUGCGCCUGUGGCGGGCGCAAAAAGGCCGUUGCUCAGCCAGGCAAAUACGCACGGCUUCACACACAAGGACACGCGUCGUAUUGACGAACUCAAUCUGGUUGCCUACGAAUGGCGGCACGAGAAGACUGGGGCGGUGUAUUAUCAUAUCGACACGGAUGAUAGGAACUGCACCUUUUGCAUUGGGUUUCGCACUCCAGCCGAGAACGACAAGGGGACGUCACACGUGUUGGAGCACACAGUGCUAUGCGGCAGUAAAAAGUAUCCGGUGCGGGAUCCCUUUUUCAUGAUGAUGCGCCGCUCGUUGAGCACAUUUAUGAAUGCCAUGACGGGUGCCGACUACACCCUCUAUCCGUUUGCCACGACCAACCAGCAGGACUUCUGCAACCUGCUGAACGUUUACCUUGACGCCGUCCUGCACCCGCUCCUGCGUGCGGAGGACUUUAAGCAGGAGGGUCACCGCGUGGAACUUGGGGCGGAGCGGCGGCUGGUGCACAACGGGGUUGUGUUUAACGAGAUGCGGGGAGUGGUCUCGGAGCCGUCGCAGCACUACGCACAUGCACUCAUGCGGCUUAUGCUUCCAGGGACCCACUACGAGCACAUCUCCGGCGGGUACCCACCGGAGGUGCUGAAGCUCACCCACGAGGAACUUGUGGCCUUUCACAGGAGACACUACCACCCGAGCAACAGCGUCACCUUCACCUACGGCGCGCAGCACCCAGAACCUUGGAUGGCGAUCCUCGACGGCUACUUCUCGUCCUUCUCGAAAGGCGAGGUCGUUACGGUCCCCACCCUGGUUCCGGAGCGCCGCUUCCGCCAGAUGCAACGGGUUUCCUUGCAGGGUCCGUUAAACCCCAUGGGAAACCCCCAGCGUCAGAAGCGCAUUUCCGUUUCCUUUGGGGUACAGCAGGAGGAUAACCAACUGGAGGACAUGGUGGAUUUGAGUGUGCUGGACUCGUUGCUCUCCAGUGGCCCCAGCUCCCCGCUCUAUCAGGCGCUUGUGGAGUCGCAGAUUGGCAGUAGCUACGCACCGAUGCGAGGCUACUCAUUUUAUCUCUCCUCACCGUUUGUUUCUUACGGUGUGGAGGGCGUGGAUGAGGCCCGACCGAACGCAGAGGAGGAGGUAUUAAACGCUGUUGUUUCGACCCUGCAAAAAGUGGAGAAGGAGGGCUUUGACCAGCGUCGAGUGCAGUCCGUUAUUUUUCAAGAGGAGCUGCAGCAGCGACACCGCGCGGCCGACUAUGGCGUGAGUCUUUGCACAGGCCUUUGCUCGAUGGGUCUGUGUCGUGCCGCGAACAACCCUCUUGACUUCAUUGAUUGGCUGCCACACCUGCGGCGGCUGGCGGAGAAACAAGUGGCGCCGCUUCUCCCACGCAUCUCCAAGAAUCUCCUUCACAAUCCCCACUCGGCACUCGUGUCGGUCUCGGCGAAGAAGGAGUUCCUGGACUCCCUCCGUGACACACUCAAUGGCAUGGAGGAGAAGCUAAACGAGGGUGUCACGGAAGCUCGCAAGGGGGAGAUUGAGGCGGAAACAGCAAGUUGGCUUGAGCGGGUUCGUGCCCCACAAAACGGUGACCUUCUCCCUAGUCUCACUGUGAGAGAUAUCCCACGUCAAUCCUUUCUGGAGCCCACCCCGCAGCAGGCAAAGUCCGGUGUCCACGCCUCGCUUUAUACCAUCUCAAAUCCGACAAACGGAUUGGUGUAUGUGCAUGGUCUCGUGCCUUUUGGCUCGUCGUUGGUCUCGGCAAUCCAGGGCGGCGGCGCCGCUGACGGCCUGGUGGACCUUCCCCUGUGGCACUCCCUGCUUGGGAACCUGGGGGCGGGCGGAUAUUCCUUCAAGGAACUCUCCAUUGCCACAGAACUUGUGUGCGGCGGUUUUGCCUUUUCCCCGGCACUUAACCAAUCCUAUCGACAGAAGUCUGAGUAUGUCCUUGGUACCAACUUUGGCUUCUACACCACGAAGGAGAAGCUGCAGGAGGCCUUGGAGCUCCUCAAACUGAUACUCCUCGAAUCAGCCACCUCCUCUGAGGAUGACGCCGUGCGUGGUCGCGUCUUGUCUCUGACCAAAGCACGCUGCUCUAGCGUUAUUCGCCGUCUGCAGCACUACGGUAAUCGCGUUGCCACAACCCUGGCAGUCUCACGCUUGACACGCUGUGGGGCUGUGAAGGAGAAAUGGUCCGGUCUCACGCAGUCGACGCAUGCCUCUCUCUUGCUUGAGAGUAUUCAAAAUGGCGAUGAGGCGGCGGUGCGUAACGUCAUUGUAAACAUUUUAAGCUCUCAUGAGGCCUUUGCCCAAUCUUUGGCGUCAAACAUGUGCCACGGUACACUUUGGGCAACAUGUGAAGAGGAGCACCGGAGUGAGGUGGAGGCGAUGUUGGCAGCCUUCCUGCGGAAUUUCCACCCAGUGUCUGCGGGUGCGCCGGUCUCAACGCGUCUCUCCCUUCCAGCGCUGGGGCGACCCACUGGGGUCCCGCAGAUCCGCAAGAUGCUUCCCAUCGACACCUCCUACGUUGGCUUUGCCAUCGCAAACGAGUUGGACUGGAACCAUCCGCAGCAGGCGCCGUUACGGGUGGCGUGUCAAUUGCUCGGGAAUGAGUACCUGCACCGCCGUAUUCGCGAGGAGGGUGGGGCCUACGGCUCAAGCGCGGACGCCACCCUUAAAGGGGAGGUGGGUGGCAUCACCAUGUCCAGCUACCGCGAUCCGGCGCCGGAGCAAACCGUCUGUGUCUUCCAGGAGGUUGCGGGUUGGCUUGGAAGCGCAAGCAACGUUACGCAGGCGAGGGUUGAUGAGGCGAAGCUCCGCAUAUUUGCCAGCAUUGAUGCCCCGUAUGCUGCCGACAGCUACGGUGAAUCGUACUUCCUACACGACGUCCAUCCGACGCAGAAGCAGGCGAUGCGUGACGCUUUGUUGAGCGUUGAGCCCAAAGACGUCAUAAAUGCGGCGCAAUUCUUUGAUGUCAGCGGAGAUGCGUCGGCGGUCGUUAGUGUGCUGUGCCCAGAGGAGCCCGUUCAGGAGCAGUAG